AUGCGACUUAAACUUCCCCAACCAGUGCAGCUGUGGUUCAAUUCCAUCAGUACAUCUGCCAAACGGCAUCUUCAUAUGGAAAAGUUGGAAGAAGAGGUCAAUGAUGGUACAACCGUUUCUAAUUCCUUUAUCGUGGAAGCCGUCCAGAACUUGUGCUACGAAAUUUUCGCCAUUCCCGUCUGUACAUCAGAUGCCGUGAACGUAGCGCAGACGAUCUGUGGCCAUAUCUAUGAUCUUGCGCAGAGCAGCAACCCGGCCUUACAGCUCAUUGUUUUGGAUCUAAUCCCCACUCUUGUGCAUGUUUAUCUCGUCCUCUCAACUACCUUCCCCAGCAGCUUUGGCGGUUUUCCGACCAGUGAUAGAGCUUCAGUGUCGCAUCGCCAUGCAAAAAGCUCAGUCGCCACUACAGGCACCACCGAGGCUCCUACCGCUACCACAUCCACUACCAAUGCAGGGGUAGCGUCGCCCCGAUCCCGCAAGUCAUUGCGUCAUCGACUUAAGAAGACUUCAGUCAUCUCCGUCGAUGCUCUCCGCCGUCCAAAUUUUAAUCGCACUGUUCGUCGGCAUACUCGUCGCAUUCUCGCCGGAUUUACUUCUGACCCUACCAAUGUGUCAAAUAUCGGUACUACAGCCGCACCUGCUGAUUCCUCUACCCAUUCUUCCUCCUCUGCCACCGCCACCACAGCAAAGUCAUGCAGCACCACCGCAUCGAUCCCAUCAUCAUUGUCUGCCUCAGAGAAGGUUCCUGCAAUUGGAACGCACAUGGCCAGUCUAGCGGCCGUUUUGGAGACUCUGCUGCUGGGUCUCUACAACACUUACGCGCGUCGGCUUGCAACAUCACGAAGUUGGGGAAAUUUAUACUCUUCGUUGCCAACAUUUGCUUCCGGAUCAGUGUUCUGUGGGCCGUUAGAUAUCAUGAAAUCAAUGGAAGAACACGAAAUGGAGAUGGUUAGGAGUUUUCUUCACCUCUUCCCCAACAGGAGUUCUACCGCACACGCCGCAGAACAGUUUGAGUUAACAGCGUGCAAUCGCUGGAGGGUGUUGUGCCUUCUUUGCCGUCUCUCCACGGAGCGGAUUGAUGACCUCUCCGACAGGGGUCGUGAAGCUCUCUGUCACUUAGCCCUACUACUAGGUCCACGUGGCCUCCACGAGUAUCGCUUCCCACCACCCGUCGCUACUGCCACCACUGACGCUUCCUCUCCACGUCGCCGCCGCUCGCGGUGGAGUCGCUUCGCCCGUCACCAUCACCAUCGGCGACACAGUAGAGGUGCGCGACAUCCGUCGUCACCGACAGAGCCACGAGCAUCUACGCCACUACGUGCUUCGCAAUACCAAAGUGAUCGUGUCAUUGCUGCUGCUGCUCGGCUUGACCUCGCUCGCAUUGCGGCGCCCCUUCGUUCUGUAGUUGCUGCGCAGCAAGGCGGAACAUCGGCCAGCACGGGCAUGCAACCAUCAUUUAAUCUGGUUGGACAAUGUGAUAGCAAGGACACUGCUUCGGUAGAUAUGAAGAAGAAAAGUGAGGAGGACGACAGUGACAAUGAUCCUGAUUUGAGUGCCUCGCAAACUCCAACCAGUUCGAUAAACACUGACAGCAGUAAUGGGACGAGCGCGGAGACAGGCAGUAAUGCGUCCGUCUGCUCCGAUGAUUACGUAAACGAUGACGCUUUCGACGCCAGCUUUUCGAUUCUUGACGAGGAAGAAGGAGAGGAGAAUAGCUACGUGGACGACGAAGAUAGGGAGUAUGAGAACGAGGAGGACGAAGUCUCCGACCAUCAUUCUCCAUUGCCAGUUAACGGUGUGCUUGAAACCGAAUUCAAUCGCAACGCUCUGAACGUGGACAGUGAAGGAACAGGACCUCCAAAAGCGGAAGUGGACGAAACUUUCACUAACGCGCAAAGCAUCUUGGAAGACUGUGAACCUGUUGAUAUCAACGAUGGUGAUGAUGAUGCUGUCACUGCGAACAGCCACUCCUCCUGCACUCUAGAUCCUCUUCAUAAACAGAAAUCACAACAGCAGUCAUUGGAGCAGCUACUACAUCAACAAGAGUCUCAUACAACUACUGCACCUAUGCCACGGAUAAGUGAUGUUGGCGAGCGAAAGACAUCGAGGCGCCGUCAAUUUCACGGUUUAGGACGUAGUAGUGGGGGUGAAAAGGAGAGACACGCGAGAACAGGAAUGGUUGGAGUGUUUAUGGGGUCGGUACGAAUACCCCGACUACCGGCACAAUUCGCUCUCGACCUACUGCCAGGUCUGCACUUUGCUCUCACCACAGCACAGUCGCGUCUAGCUGCCACUGCUAUCGAUUCUCUCGCUCGACGAGCCGAUUUAGAACUUUGGUCCAAUGUCCUUCUCUACACCAACAGUAUUCGCAACAGUAAGGCGUAUGUUGACGCCGCUACCGCUUCACUUGAUCAAAACUGCAUCGUAGUGUCGGUGGGUCAGAGCAACCAAUCAAAUGGUUCGGUAACCCUGCGAGGUCUCUCACCCGGCGCCUCGCGCGCCUCAUCCGUCACUGGCUCUGGCACCUCAUCCACACUGGAAGAGCAGCGCUACCCAGCAUCUCCAGUGACAGUAAUCAAGACAUCUCGGCAACCCAGACAACCAAUGGCUAUUACGAAUGCUUCAUUCCAUGUUGUUCGGCCAGAGGAGGAUAUUCCGCCAAUGAAGACUGAAGGACGCAUUAAUAGUGAUGUCAAUAAGAACCCUGGCGUUUCCAAUCCGCCUCCUCCACUAUUACUAUCGACGUCUCCCUACCAUACUAGGGAGGCAAGCCCACUACGUAGACUCCAUCCACGUUCAAAGAGCCUUUCGCCACGGUACAAGGAGGCGGAGUUGUCGCUUCCCUCACGAGGUUUCUUGCGACUUAAUUGUGCUGGCUGCAGCACCUCAAAGCCGCUUGUGAGGCAGCGCGCACUGUCUUUCAAUCCUAGGUUGUGCAGUGCUCUUCGAAAUAGCAGGUCAAAAAGUCCCUACCAUUUGAAGGUCACAUUUGCCGACGAGUCGGGGAUCGAUCGAAGAGAGGUUUUAUCACCCCCAGUACCAACACCAUUGCUAACAUCACCACCAACACCACGCUCCAUUUGA
Molecule: messenger RNA, 3084 nt
Organism: Hydatigera taeniaeformis
Lineage: Eukaryota; Metazoa; Platyhelminthes; Cestoda; Cyclophyllidea; Taeniidae
Source: the annotation of a GenBank genome assembly